Messenger RNA from Schistosoma bovis, 3092 nucleotides. The record is from the annotation of a GenBank genome assembly. NCBI's taxonomy places the organism in Eukaryota, Metazoa, Platyhelminthes, Trematoda, Strigeidida, Schistosomatidae.
UUGACCUUCAAGUGCUCGCAACCACCUUCAGUGGACGAUACCCCUGGGGCGUAGCCGAAGCGUGUGGCUCACACACAAGUGUCUAAUAAGCGUGUUCGAUUCUGUCCAACCAUAAUUGUCUUCUGAGCAGUAGCUGUGAAUUGUUAAACCAACUGUUAAUUAAUUAUGAUAUUAGAUUGAGCAUAAUGUACUAGGUAAAUUAGUUGUGUGACCAACAACUACCUGAUAGUUUAGUUAUUAUACUAGUACAGUAUGAUAGUAACUAAGUUCUAUGGCUUUAUUAUGUAAACUAUCUUCAUAUUUUUAUGCAACUAAUAUGAUAGACUGACUCAUAAACCCAAAUACAUAUAGCAAUGACGGCUAUAACUGGUUUAGUUAAUAACGUUAAAGGCGACUCAAAUGAUUGUUAAAUUUAAAAUACAUAGAAAUAUAAUGCAGCGCAUAUACAGGUCAGGUUAACGUGCUAGUUAGUUAGGAAUAUGACAGUUUAGAAAUAUUAAACUUGGCUAGAAAAGUUUUUGAAAGUUGAGACGACUUAUGGAACUAUAGUUAGGAAUACGACGAAUUACGAUAUAGACUUUUCAUAAGAAGUUACUGUAGUUGGUUUGUGACGUUUAUAAACAUGUGGCAAGGGUAAUUGGAACUAAGGAGUACCAAAUAAUUUUUGAAUCUAAUACGUCUCGUCUGUAAACACUUUUGUGGUAGUAUGUAGUAUAAAGCUAUUAAAUAUAUCUUAUACCAAAAACGUCUUGGGAGUGGUUUGUAUGAAAUAUAUACGGUUAGACUAAGUGAAAGUAUAUACAUGUUAAGUACCAAAACAGUUGGUGACAUUUCAGACUUCUACCAAUUGAAAUGGUUAGGAUAUGUGUAAGUUACCCCGAGCUACCACUUAUAUCAACGUGCUGUACUGACUAGUUCAAGAUUAAAUCGAGAAACGACUAGAAAUUAUCAGCCGAAGCAUCAUUAGCCAUUAUUGACUUUUUCUGAGGCUUAUUGAGAAAUUCAAAUAAUCCGAUAACUGUCUGCUACUUGACUGUGAUCAAUGAUAAUGUUAAAUAGAAACAAUGAUAACUAAUUUUUCUACAAAGGAUAUUACUUCACUGUAUAACUUUGGAUAUGAAGCAUCUUUAGCUUCAUAACACAUUUACUGAUCAAUGUUUUUGGUAUUGCUAAUUCUCGAUCAUCAUUUCAAGUGUCUAGGUUUGUGUUUCUUGUAAGUUUGAGAAAUUAAUAUCAUGUAGUUUACAAGUGCACUGAUUAAAUCCAACAAUUUGCAGGUUUAUGGGCUCAUACUGAUAAUGCUAAUAACAUUACUGAUUUUCUCAGAGCGAAGUAAUUAUAGUGGAUCGGAAUCUCUGGAAUCCAGCAGUUGUUUGUCAUUACUCUACAAUGUCAAACACAUCAUGAAUACAGCUAGGACAAUUGUUAGUCUGAUUCGUAUAUUAUAAUUGUUGCAAUUUGAUGUUAGAUUUGUAAGUAAAUUUUAUUUGGAACCUAGUUCUAAUUUUACAGUUUAUAUCUUAUCAAGUUGAUAAAUAUCUACUAAACCGAAUUCUCCAAUAAUUUAUUUUGUUCAUACGUUUCCCCCCCCCCCCAGCUAAUAGGUAUUCCAAUUAUUACAACGUCUAAGUCCGAUUAUGUGUUCUAUUCAUUCGUUCACAACAAAUCAAAUCGAGAAAUUACGUGAAUCUCUUCUUCUUUGGUAUGACAGAUCCAAACGUGAUUUGCCAUGGCGUCGAAUGGCCUUGAAUCCAGAUCCCAAUUUACGCGGUUACGCUGUUUGGGUAUCGGAAGUUAUGCUUCAGCAGACUCAAGUAAAAACAGUUAUUGAUUAUUAUGAUCGAUGGAUGAAAAAAUGGCCUAGUGUUGAUCAACUAGCCUCGGCUUCGUUAGACGAUGUCAAUUCUCUAUGGUCUGGACUAGGUUAUUAUUCCAGAGCUCGCCUACUACAUAAAGGAGCGGAAAAGAUUGUCAAUGAAUUUAAUGGUAUUUUCCCUCAAUCUGCCGAGGUUUUAAAGCGUUCGAUACCUGGUGUUGGACGUUAUACAGCUGGAGCGAUUGCAAGUAUUGCGUUUAAUCAGUGUACUCCUGUUUUGGAUGGAAAUGUAAUUCGUGUUCUAACACGUUUACGUCAAAUUGGUUCCCCUGUACAAUUACCUACUUCUAUGGAAUAUUUAUGGAAUUUGGCAACUAAGCUAGUCGAUCCUGAUCGACCUGGAGAUUUUAAUCAAGCUUUAAUGGAAUUAGGUGCAGUUUGUUGUACACCGAAAAACCCUGAUUGUAUGAAAUGUCCACUUAAUAAAGUUGGUUUAUGUGAAUCAUAUAAACAGGCUAAUGCAAGCAAAAGUGAUUACAUUUCAACUGAUCUUGAAGAUUGUCAUUUGUGUAUUAAUAGUAGUGUUUAUCAAAAAAGUCUUGGAGUAAUGAAUUAUCCUGUGAAACUUAGCAAACGUGAACCUCGUAAACAAAAUACAGUUAUUCUAAUCACACAUACUUCGAGAAAAGAGAAUGAAGCACUAAAAAAUUACUACCUACUUUUACAACGACCUAAAACAGGUCUUUUGGCUGGUUUAUGGGAAUUUCCAAGUUAUACUAUUGAAGAUGAUAAAUUGACGAGUGAAAUUCAACAAUCAUUUAUUCCUUUAGUUAUUGAUCGAAUUACAAAUGCGUUGAAUUCCUCACUGAAUAUAACUUCAAUUAAUGAAUUAAAUGUGAAACCUAUUGGAGAGGUUCUACAUAUUUUCUCCCAUAUACACAUGACGUAUAUUGUAUUCGAGUUGAAAGUUGAACAACAACAACAACAAACGAUUCCUUCUGAGUGUUUAAACAAUUCUAAUACUACUACUACUACUACUACUACUACUACUACUUGUGAUUGGCCGCCAAGUUUAAAUUCCGGUCGAUGGGUUAGUCGUGAAGAUUUAAAUGACUCGGCUAUAUCCACUGCUACUAGAAAGGUAUUUGCUCAUUUUGAAAACUCCAAAUCAUCACAUUCUGAAGUUGAUAGAAAUCAACGAAAAAUCAAAAGAACCUCUACAAACAAACAAUUAUUGAAUUCUAAACAAUCAAAAUUAGAUCAUUUCUUUCAUUAG